ACUUCCGUAUCUGCAAAUCGCAGUGCAGGUACUAUGUUAUGACCUGGUGUUCAUAAACCCUGGAUUUUCCUUUUGACUCUUCUCCCUUCCCCUUCUGCUUCCCUCACUCACUCACUCUCUUCUCUCUUCUCUCUUCAUUAAUAUCAUUACAUAGCCCCUCAAACCCUAGCUCUCUCUCUCUCUCUCUCUCUCUCCAUAGAUAUAUUUUCCUCUUGUUGGGUUGGAGGAGUCGUGAAUCAUAUGGAAGACAAGGCGAGCAUGGAACUCCCGCCGUCCGAGCAUCUGUGCUAUGUCCGGUGCAACUUCUGCAACACCGUUCUUGCUGUGGGGAUUCCAUGCAAGAGGAUAUUGGACACAGUGACGGUGAAAUGUGGGCAUUGCAGUAAUCUCUCGUUCCUCAGCACCAGGCCUCCCCUUCAAGGCCAGUGUCUUGAUCAUCCUUUGAGCCUUCAGGGGUUUUCCAGUGAUUUUAGGAAAGGCCAGUCAUCAUCCUCCUCGUCCUCAACUUCGGGCGAUCAGCCAUUAUCACCCAAAGCCGCCCCCUUUGUCGUGAAACCUCCGGAGAAGAAGCACAGGCUUCCAUCUGCUUAUAACCGGUUCAUGAAAGAGGAGAUACAGCGCAUCAAAGCAGCGAAUCCUGAGAUACCACACAGAGAAGCAUUCAGUGCAGCAGCCAAAAACUGGGCGAGGUACCUUCCACAUUCGCCUUCGGGAUCGGCUUCUGGCAGCAGUAACCAUGAAUGAAGAGAAUUGCAGUCACAAACGGCAUGACAGAGGAUAUUUGGAGAGCACGAGGGCAUAUCGGAUGUUCCGGUAUGCUGAUGCUGUGUAUCAACAUAAGAGGAGCCGUUGUACUUUCCUUCUUCUGCGUCCUUUUUAUUUUGCUAAAUAAUGAGCUACUAGAUCGAGCUAUUUUAGAGUUAUCUAAUGUUGUGAUAUUAAUUAAGUUUCUAUGCGUAUGUGAAGCUUUAUGUUUUAUCAGUCAA
Messenger RNA from Syzygium oleosum, 986 nucleotides. Its product is annotated as protein CRABS CLAW. The coding region runs from base 241 to 744 and encodes 167 amino acids. NCBI's taxonomy places the organism in Eukaryota, Viridiplantae, Streptophyta, Magnoliopsida, Myrtales, Myrtaceae. Gene Ontology annotation, biological process: leaf development; floral meristem determinacy; cell fate commitment. Gene Ontology annotation, cellular component: nucleus. The record is from RefSeq and is a predicted model, not a curated record. The transcript has 7 exons.